Molecule: messenger RNA, 777 nt
Organism: Colletotrichum phormii
Lineage: Eukaryota; Fungi; Ascomycota; Sordariomycetes; Glomerellales; Glomerellaceae
Exons: 2
Coding region: 1-642 (213 amino acids)
Source: RefSeq, a predicted model, not a curated record
AUGGCUACGAAAUCAGCGCCGCGAUCCCCAACCAGCGGCCAAAGGCCAUCAAGCGUGUUGGGAGCGACAGGCACCUAUCAGGAAACCCCGCAUGCUAGUGUGUCACGACCACAUAGCCCACCAUUCUCUGCCUACCUUCAGCUCGUCGCUUUUACUGCCACCAUCACGGUUUCCGUUUCCAUCUCGGCUAGCCAAGGAUUUGCUACGGGAGGCAACUUCUUCGGUGUUCCCCUGACUAAUGAGACUGAUCCAACCAUAACGACCGCCAUUCGAGCCACUGCAGACGCUGCGUAUUGGCUUUCAUGGGCAGCAGCAGCAUCUUCGGUCUCAUUGAUGAUCGCACUCAUGUUACAGCUGAUGCAAACAGAUGAGAUGUUUCUGGAUGCUCUAGAAAGGACAGAAGGGGGCCAGAGUCUGAACCUCCCAAGAGUAGUUGUGGGAUCUGGGAGCUGGGUCGCUCUCUUGUUGCAAGCAAGCGCAUUAGCCUUUAUAGGGCAAGCUCUGAGGGCAAUUAACAACAAUAGUGGGAGUAUGAUACAGUGGGCAUUACUUGCCGUGGGGACAAUUUUCGUGUUCUUUUACCUACACACCAUCAAGUUCUGGAAGACGGUCAAGAAGUUCAUUUCAGGAUAUCAGACUUGAAGCGGCAGGAAUUGUUCUUGUCUUGAAGUCAAAGCUUUAUUUUCAAAUGGUUCAAGAGGGAAACUGCAUCGAGGAUUGUAGAGGAUGACGUUGGAAUAUUGACGGCAGAAAGGUGGAUUUGGAAGGUGGUCUGGG